Dermacentor andersoni is the source of this 1253-nucleotide messenger RNA. Its product is annotated as complement C3-like. NCBI's taxonomy places the organism in Eukaryota, Metazoa, Arthropoda, Arachnida, Ixodida, Ixodidae. Gene Ontology annotation, molecular function: endopeptidase inhibitor activity. The record is from RefSeq and is a predicted model, not a curated record.
AGUUCACUUGCAACCGCCUCCCGUGUGGCUCGUUCUUUGCCAGACGCCAUGGCGAGCGCACUGACAUGUGCCAUCUGUGUAAUUCUGUGCGCCCAGCUGGUGUUUGCCGAAGAGAACUGCUUCGUAAUGGCGCCUAAUGUCUUCAGAAUGGGGACCAAGGAAACCGUUGCGGUCAUGGUGGACGGUGGUCCAAAGAAAGUGACUGUGGCACUUCACAACAUUCCGAAUGGACUGCGAAAUUUCUUUUACUGGUCAUACCCGGUCACUUCUGAUUCUCCUCAAAUUGCGGACAUCAUUGUGCGUGAGAAUGAUGUGCCCGAUCUGCAGUACGAACAGAACAAUGUCUACGUCACACUGGAAGUUAGGUGCGGCACUCUGUGGACGAAAACGACACAGGUCCUGGUGAGCCCUGCCUCGGGCGAGCAUUUUUUCCUUCAGACGGAAAAGCCCAUCUAUCACCCGGGGAAAAAUGUGAACAUAAGGUUCUUGGCCGUCGAUGGCAGGCUUAAGCCAUCAGAAAGCAUCUUCAGACUGGAAGUUCGGAAUCCCCAAAAUGUGGUCGUCGAAAGGACGGAAUUUCAGCCCAGCAGAGAUUUGCUUCUCACGCACACCUAUCAACUACCUGAGCGCACGCUUCUCGGAGAGUGGUCACUCGUCGUCAAGUACGGAUACAACUUUCAACAAAACACCACGUCCACGUUCCUGGUCGAUAAGUACGUGCUCCCAAGGUUUAAGGUCGACCUGAGUGUCCCUGAAUACGUAUUGAGCAAUUUUUCGACACUACGCUGUGCAGUGCUUGCAAGGUAAGGCAAUUCAUGAAUUAUUGAGGCACCUUUCAUAGCGAUAAUAUUUACUGAUCCUAUCGGAUAUAAUAAACGUAGGAAAAAAAGAAAACAGCAAUGUCCUGCAAUGUUACAGUCAACUUCUGCAGUAAUGCACGUAUGAUUGUGUUUGAAAUGCUUUUUUUCUUUGGGUAUAGAGCACAUAUCACCCAAGAGAGUUCGAUAUCAUGCAAGCCUUUGGUGAAGUAUAAUCAACGUUAUUGCUGCAUCCUCUCCUAAAUAAUUGACGCAGCCUUUGUUAUUAAAAUAAUGGCUGCAUAAUCAGUGUAUCUUUACCGGCCUCGUUAAGCGUGCAAUGAGAGAUUUCGCUAUGAACACUCGCCCAUUUUUUUGCGGCUGUUAAGAAGCACAAGAUAAACGUAUAAAUUUCAAAUUUGUUGCACACAGGACUGGGGAGUAAAAUAGGCAGCA